AAUAAGUUUAAAAUGGAAAUAUUAGAUGCUCUCUUUAGCAAACAUUAGUGGAUCUGGAAAAAGAUUUCUUAAAGGAAAAUGAUUGCACUGUCUUAAGUUCCGUGUGCUUUUAGUUUUUUUCUAUUUCUUCCAAUUGCAUGAUGUGAAUCAGUUUUUUGGUUUUUUGUUUUGUGAAAAUUCUUUUGUGUUUCCACUCACAAGUUUUUAUAUAAUAUGGAAAAGCACUUGGUUCAUUAUUUUAGGCCACAAUAAGGAAAAAGGUGAGAGAGUUAAAUGGAGAAAUGAUUCUCCACUUAUAUAGUUUAUGGGAAAAAGCUCAAAUAAAGAACAAUUUAACCCUUUAAAAGACUUACUGUAGGUAUUUGCUUUUGUUUAAAGUGGGUGUUUUUGCUAUGCAAAUGAUAUCAUCAUCCUUAUUAAUCCUGUCUUUGAUCUUUGUUUGGAAUUGGACAACUUAAAAGGAACUGGAUUCUAAACUAGGUAUGGACACAGACAUACGGGACAUUUAGACACGGAAAUUGCGAAACAGUAUGUAAAAAUGAAGUUUCGUGUCCGAAAUACUUUUGAAAUAGGACACGUUGAUUGAAUGAAGUGUCCGUGCUACCUAGAUUCUAAAUACAGGAGUUUUUGCAUUUUGUAUAUUUUCUCUGCUAUUAUUAUUAAAGAUGACAUGAGUUCAGCAUUCAAUUUGUUUAUCAAAUCUUGAUUUUACAUCACAGAGAAGAUUUUGCGUUGCCCGUGAUUCUCUUAGUUCUGGAGUUGAACUUCUAAAAUGGUUUAGAUCAGUUAAGAAGACACUUUAAGAAGUCGAAUUGAGAAAUUCAAUGGCUGUAAUAGCAACAUGAUCUCGACGUGUACUAUAUCAGAAUAUGACCUAGGAGGAGAAGGGGAUCUAUUCAAGGCUGCCGAAGCUAUCAUUGAAGAGCCACUUCUUGAUCUUGAUCCCAUGACAGCAACCAUUUCAAUGAUCUCGUGCGGUGAAGAAGUCAUCUCCUCACAAGGAUUGAAGGUGGCAGAUAUCGAAUCAAUCCAAAAUGAGCAACUUCUGAGUGAGGUUUAUUAUGAAUGCAAAAAAGACCUCAUGGAAAAAACUAAUAUAGAUAUAUCACUCUCUGAGAUUCUAGACAUCAAGAUUCCCAUGGCGAUGACUGAAGAAAACCAGAUUCAAGAGAACAAAUUCCUUUCUGAGGCGCCAUUGCCGAAAAGUGUAAGCUCAGGAUGCCUGAGCUCAAUGGAUUGGGUGCAUGGAUCUGCAGUGAAACCGAAUUUUUUAGACUUUUCAGGAAUGGAUCUCGGAGCUGUUUAUGGGAUGAGACGAGCAUACAGUGAGGGAGACAUAAAGACUCUUGGAAAUGGAAAUGGAAAUACAAGCCUCGUUCAAUCUCCCCUUGAUCGGCCAGUAUUUAUCACCAGCUGCACUUCUGAGGAUCGGUGGGAGAAGCUUUCCAGGUACAGGAACAAGAAGACUAAGAGGAAUUUUGGCAGGAAAAUUAAGUAUGCAUGCAGAAAAGCUCUUGCAGACAGUCAACCAAGGAUCCGAGGAAGGUUUGCAAAGACGGAAGAAUCCGAUGUAUUUAAGAUGCAAUAACUUCUUACUAAUGCAUGAAUAAAAGGAACGGAAGGAAAUAGUUUAGUUCCAAUGCGUAGCAGCAUAAGCCUGGAAAAUAGAUUUGACGGAAGCUAAAACGAGUAUUGUUAAAUAAAUCAGAAUCCCCCUCCCCCCCCCCCCCCCCCAACUAUUGCAAAGUAGCUGAUCUUUUAUUUGCUGUAGUAACCAAAUUGCCAAAAGUAGAGUUGUACAUAGUGUUUGUGUUGAAUAAUAAGAGGUAGCAGAAUGCAGGAAAGCUGUACUUGUUCAUAUAUAAAUAUGUUAUGCAAUGAAUUUUGGUUAUAGCUUU
Mercurialis annua (annual mercury) is the source of this 1898-nucleotide messenger RNA. Its product is annotated as zinc finger protein CONSTANS-LIKE 1. Lineage: Eukaryota; Viridiplantae; Streptophyta; Magnoliopsida; Malpighiales; Euphorbiaceae. Gene Ontology annotation, cellular component: nucleus. The coding region runs from base 842 to 1588 and encodes 248 amino acids. Gene Ontology annotation, molecular function: protein binding. The transcript is spliced from 4 exons. The record is from RefSeq and is a predicted model, not a curated record. Gene Ontology annotation, biological process: regulation of flower development.